CGCUAAUUAUAUUUUGCAAUUUGUGAGUGAAUUCCUUGUUUUGAAAGAGAGGGUUGAGUUGGUUGACUUAACUUGGUUCCACUUUCCAAUUUGCUGCGGCUUGGCACCAUCAUCGACGAUCCGCGAAUUUACAGACGACAUCGACUCGUCUGGAUCUCUCUCACUGAUUUCAUAUUCGUCGUCUCUCCAUUUAGCAGUCAGCGCCUAAAGUCCAGCUGCCAAUCAACCACAAUCGGAAUCGAGAUCUGCUCUGCCAUAAGCCAUAAAAAAGGGACCAGCCCUGAUUCUCAUCCAACUUAGAAAUGAGGAUGGUGGGAUUAACUGGAGGAAUUGCUUCAGGGAAGAGCACUGUCUCCAAUUUUUUCAAGUCCAAUGGCAUUCCCGUAGUCGAUGCCGACAUUGUUGCUCGUAAUGUCUUGAAGAAGGGCACUGGUGGAUGGAAAAAAGUUGUGGCUACAUUUGGGGAGGACAUCUUACAGACCAACGGCGAGGUGGAUCGCGCAAAACUGGGUCAAAUCGUCUUUUCCGACCCUGCGAAACGGCAGCUUCUUAAUAGGCUGUUAGCGCCUUACAUUUCACGUGGCAUCUUUACCGAAGUCUUGAAGUUGUGGCUGAAGGGUUGCAAGAUAAUUGUUCUAGAUGUGCCCCUUUUAUUUGAAGCCAAGAUGGACAAAUGGACUAAACCUGUUGUAGUUGUUUGGGUUGAUCCUGAAACACAGCUCCAACGGCUCAUGAAGAGGGACGGAUCAACAGAGGAAGAUGCCAAAAGUAGGAUAAGUGCUCAAAUGUCUCUCGAUGUGAAGAAGGAGAAGGCAGACAUUGUGAUUGACAAUAGAGGGCCACUAGAUGCUUUGGAGGUGCAGUUUGGGUCUGUACUGAUUCAGAUCACAAAGCCACUGACUUGGACCGAGUAUGCACUUACAAGACAGGGAGCUAUUCUUGGUCUGGUUUCUAUUUUUGUUGGCAUUUCCAUAUGCAGGACUUGUGUGUGAUUAUUUGUACACUCUGUACUGUUUAGACUUGUGGGUUUGGUUCUUAAAGAUGUAUCCCAAGGUUUUGAGCAGAGUAUAUAAUGGGUGUUUAGCUUGGCUUCAAAAAAAAAACUUCAAUAACAAGUCAUACACAGU
Cuscuta campestris is the source of this 1127-nucleotide messenger RNA. Lineage: Eukaryota; Viridiplantae; Streptophyta; Magnoliopsida; Solanales; Convolvulaceae. The record is from the annotation of a GenBank genome assembly.